UUUAAUUUUUUGUUAUCUUGCAGGUCGAACAAUUGGAGUCUCAAAUACGUGAACUUACACAAAAACUCAGCGAAUCGAAUGCUAAGCGCGACAAAUUUGAAAUGGAGCUGAAAGCUUCAAUUGACAAAAUAUUUGUUUUGCGUGAAAUUAUCACCGAGUUAGAGACACAAGUGGAGACAAAGGCGCUCAAUGAACAUGUGCUGAGUGAGAAGAAUAUGCAAUUGGAAGAUUAUAUAAAUACCCAAACACGCUCAAAUGAGACGUUACAGCACGAGGUGCAUAGUUUGAAAUUAGAAAUUGGCGAAGGUUAUCAGGAGCGUAUACGAUUUCUAGAGGAGAAAUUACAAAACAUGCGCCCAUCUGCAGAGCAGAGCAUUGUGUUAGAUCAAGUGGUAGAGCAGCUUCGCGAUAUUGAGAAUAUCCUUGACCAGAAAACCAAAAAUCUUGAAUCAGUGCAUCAUUCAAUAUCUUCAAAUGCCAAUAGCGCUACUGAGGACGUAUCUGUAAAUGGCGCACGUCCAGCCAACUCAUUGCCAUCAACAGGUGGAACAAAUAAUCCAUCAAUAACCACAGUGCCAACUCUAGGCUCACCGCUACAUCCUUCGCCACGUCAACAUUCGCUCACCAUGGAGGGCGUUCAACGUAUUGCCGACAGAGUCGCCAAACAUACACGCGUCGAGGAGGCAGCCGUUAAACGUAUACGGGAUUUGGAAAUGCAAGUCACUCAAAUACGUGGUUCCUGUGUGGAACUGCAGCAUGAACGUGAUUCGUUACAGGAGCGUAUGUCUGAGCAAAAACAGAGGAUCUCUACACUGCAAUCUCGCCUCGAAGAGCAAAGAAAGCGUGCAAUGGAGCUACAGCGGGUUGGUUCAGCUGACUUAAAUGUGCGUAUUCAUGAUUUACAAACCGAAAUCCAAAAUCUGCGCGAGACACUUUCUGUACGCGACAAGCAGAUCGCUACAAUGAAGCAACAACUGGAAAAGAGCAAAGUUGCAAUAGACCGCCUUGAAGCAGAGCUGGCAGUGGAGCACCAACCGGACCGCAGUAUUGUGGAACGCUUGGAGGCUGAGUUGAAACAAAAAAAUGCAAGCAUACAACUGCUGAAGGAGAAGAUUAAGAACGAGAUGAUAAACAAGUUGGCAUUGCCUGAUUUAAUGGAGACAAUGUUGGCUGAUAAGAAUGAGGAGAUCGAUCAUUUGAGAGAACAAUUGGAGUCGAAGGAGAAAGAAAUACAGGAACUCAACUCGAGUCAGGCAUCCAGUUUGGGCGCCGGCUUUGGCGGUAAGAGUGGCAAAGAAGAAGUGAGCACAAAGUUGAGUGCUCGCACUCUGAGUGACAUUGUGUCCAUUAGCGAUUUCGAUGAGCCCGAUGUGAUGCGGCGCGCAGCUGUAGUCCAGGAGACAACGCCGAUACAGUUGCCAGAGGGUAACCGCGGUUUCGGUAUUCACACAGUGAAUACUUCAAAGCAAGCAGUAGCGAAUUUGACGCAGAAACGUAGCGAGGAUUUGUCUGGAUUUGUUGCGUUACGUCCAGCCAAUACUUUUGAGAAUCCGCACUACUUUCAAGACCCAAAUGUCCUUACAUUGACGGGUCAGUCGGCGGCAACGGCUACGCCACCCAUGGUGCCGCGUCAAAUUAACUUUUCCGCAUUGACUGAAGACUCAAAGUUGAAAACGCCUGGCUUGGAAAUAUCAGCAGUAGAGAGAAAGGGUGUUGAAGAAAAAGAAAUGUACCAGAAACUAGAGCAUGAGGUUGCUGAGCUAAGAGAAAAGCUGCUAUUGGUUUCUACUGAGAAAGAGAAAGCAAUUUGUGAAAAGGAUCAAGAAAUGCAAGCCAUGGAAGAAGAGUUAGUUGCUACACAAGUCCGAUUAGGCGGCCUUCAGCAUGAGCUGGAGCAACGGCAAACUGAAAUAGAGGAGUUAAAAAAGGACGAACAAAAGUGUUUGAAUUAUCAAACAGAAAUCGCUGAAAAAACCGCAGAAAUUGAACUGCUGCUAAGCUCUCAGGAACGUUUGACCAAAGAAAAUAAGGAACAGCAAGAACGAUUGACUAAAGGCGAAAAGGAGUUGCUUAACUAUAAGGAUAAUGACCAGCGCUUACAAAGACGUAUUACGGAGUUGGAAGAGAAAAUACUGCAGUCUACGGAGCACGAAGUGAACGAGCGCGAGAGUUUGCGUAAAGAGUUGAGAACGCUAAGUGAAAUUCAUGAGCAGUGCAAGAAUACAGUGCGUGAAUUAGAGAUGCGCAAGCUAGACAUUUCCAACCUAAACGAGCAACUCAAAGCCAAGGACCAGCGCUUACAUAUGAUAACUAAUAAAUUGAUACAAGCAGAUGAGAAUGUCAGCGAGCUUCAGCAGAAACUGUCUUCACUGGAGGAGGAGGUGGAACGCUUACGCCAGCAACCUAACAGCGAUAACAGCUCAAAACAGUAUUCGGUUGAUGAAAUUGCACAACAAGUCGAAAAAGAGCUGAAUUAUUCAGUACAACUAGACUCCAACAUAUUGCGCGCUAUUGAAAGUGAGGAAGAAAACAAUUUAGACCGCAAGAGUCGCGAUAAGGCAUCGCAAGAACCCCAUAAGACUGAAGCGCAAGGCACAGAUGAUGAGAAUUUCACAGGAGAACGUGAGCUGUUAAACCAGUUAGAGGUUUUGAAGGCGCAAAUAGCCGUAGAACAUGAGCAAAACGAAGAAAUGCGCCAAGAGUUGCUGACUGAGAAACAGCACUCGCAGGAAAUACAAGAACAGGACGUCCUGAUUAUUGAGGCGAUGCGCAAGCGACUCGAAACUGCGCUGGAAAAAGAAGACGAGCUUCACAAGCUGUUAGAUAUCGAACGUGAGCGUUGCGAGCGCGUGCACACACAGUUGACCGCCAUGCAGCGUGCUGAGUCGCGUCGGAAUUCAUUGCUGCUUAAAUCGCCAAGCGAUUCACCGCGCAAAUCACCACGCUCGCUGGGCACCGAUUUCGAGUCAGAAUUAGCAGAGCGAUUGAGAAGUGAAAUCAAGAUGUUAACAGCACAAAAUGAGCGGGAGCGCGAACGUUGUGUCGAUGCACAACGUUCCAGUGAACGUGAGCGUCAACGCCACGAAAACGAGCUGCAGGAACGUGUUGAGUACUGUGAGAAGUUGAAGCGCGAAAUGGAAAAGUUGGCGCGCGAUAAAGAUUCGGCUGAACAAGAGAGCGAGCACUUGCAGGAGCGUCUCAUCUUACAGACACAGGAGAUUGAGAGUUUGGAAGCUAGACUUGCGACUUUACAAGAAGCAGAAACGCGUCGUACUACGCGACGCGAUCGCCAACAAAAAGAAAGUGCGCAAUUGCUUGGUGAAAUACAGGAAGUUAAGUCAUUGCUCUUGGCCACCGAGACGGAACGGGAUAAUCUGCUGAAGAGCAUCACGCAGUUACGCUUCGAUGUCGAGCGUUCGGCGCAGCGUGAAGCCAAACUAGCCGAAGCGCUUGCUAAUGCAAAUAUUAGUGCCGCCGAAGCCUCUGUGCCACAACAGUUUCUGCAAAAGAUGAAGGAGAUUAACGCCUUGUUGGCAGAGAAUACUCAAGAGAACCGACAAAUGGCCGAGACUGUUCAGUUCCUCGUUGAGGAGAGACGUCAACUACAGAAGAAAUGUGAAGAGCUCGAAGCACAGCUAGGUGGUACGGCGAAUGUGGCGGAUCUCGAGGAACGCUGCAAUCAUCUGUUGGGUCGCUAUUUGCGGGUUGAGUCACAUCGCAAGGCGCUUGUAUACCAGAAACGUUACUUGAAAAUUUCAUUGCAAGGCUAUCAGGAGAGUGAACAACGCGCACUGGCCGCGCUAAAUGGUGGACACAUUAUGCAAGCGCAGCGCAACUGCAAGAUGUUAUUCAAGACUGUCGCUUUGGCCGUUGUCGCCAUUCAACGCAUGAAAUAUAUUGGCCGCACCUGGCGCACCGGCAAGCGGAUAGUAUCGAAAUCUGUUUUUACAAUAACACAGCAAAAACCGCCACAGCCGCCAAUGCUUACAUGCGCUGCUGUCCAUUCAACGUAUCCGAAGUCUCCUCCAACAAUGCCAUUCUACAAUCCGCCUAGUCUGAUGCGGCCCAGAGACCGUUCAUUUCAGUCACUGAAGUCGCCAGCGCUGGUCCACGACUGUAUGAAUGGUGAAGGUGCCGAUGAUGGUGUAACAUCAACUACAACAUUAAAUCCUGUGCCAAUAUUCGAUUGGCCACGCAUGCAGCCAUUUCAACAUUAGCACCUGCUAUUACCAGAGCCCUGACAUUACCCGAUAAGUGCAUGUCCGUAAAUGCUCAUAUAUAAGACUUUCUCGAAAUAUCAAUUCAUUGAAAGCGUUGUAUCAUAGGAAUAAGCAGAAUUAUACAUAUAAAUAUAGAAUUAAAAGUUAAAAAAAAAUAUGAUUGCAAUAUAGCUCAUGAUCAAAAACAAUGUCACAAAUAUUCGUUCAGUCUUGUAUGUUCGCCCAAUAGAUCAAAUUAAGAGUACGUUAAGUUAUGUAAGGUAUUCAUUAACUUAAUUGUAAGUCUAGUCGUUAGUAUAUUUAUACAUGCUCACAUUUUAUUCUAUUUUCUUAUAUCUGCACAAUAGUUAUGUGCUUAAAAGUUAUGUAUGUUAUAAUCCAGUAUUUUAUUCAACACAUUUCCGAGCGAAAGAUAGUUUCUUUUGUAUUCGACUAAAUUAAUUCAACUCUUUUUUACUUUGAUUAACAAUUGAAUUUCAUUUAAGUUUAACACCUAAAUUUUUGCUCACUCAGAAAUUUCCUUUACUAAUUUAAUGUGAGUAAUUUUAUUUAAAUUAUAUUGAAUGAUUUACAAAUUAUUUUGGGAUACUUUGUUUUUGGGCAAAUCUUCAUUGGAAUGGUUUGUUUUGACUUUCGAAUUUUCGUUCACUUCCACAAAAUCAAAGUGCCUUAAAAGAUUUUAUAACAAAUCGAAAUAUUUUAAAAUGUAACUAAGUAUUUUUUAACAACAACAAAAAUAAAAAAUAUGUUAAAGUCACAUUUGUUGUA
Rhagoletis zephyria (snowberry fruit fly) is the source of this 4988-nucleotide messenger RNA. RefSeq names its product Pericentrin-like protein (gene Plp). NCBI's taxonomy places the organism in Eukaryota, Metazoa, Arthropoda, Insecta, Diptera, Tephritidae. Gene Ontology annotation, biological process: signal transduction. The record is from RefSeq and is a predicted model, not a curated record. Gene Ontology annotation, molecular function: molecular adaptor activity.